GGGUAUCUUGGAAACCAGCUGGAAGCGAAGCUGGACAAGCCAAAUGUGGUGAAUUGGAUGUGCUACCGCAAAACGGAGGAUUACUUCACCAUCUGGCUCAACCUCAACACCUUCCUGCCAGUGGGGGUGGACUGCUGGAUCGAUAACACCAGGGUGGUCUACAACCGAACCUCUCGGAAAAUGUCCAGCGCCCCAGGGGUGCACAUCCGCGUGCCCGGUUUUGGCAAGACUUAUUCCGUGGAAUACCUGGAUCAGGGCAAGCUGGCAGGUUACAUGCACACCCUGGUACAGAACCUGGUGAACAAUGGCUACGUGAGGGACCAGACGGUUCGAGCAGCUCCCUACGACUGGAGGGUUGGGCCCCGCGAGCAGCCUGAGUACUUCCAGAACCUGAAGGCGCUGAUCGAGGAGAUGCACGACGAGUACCAGCAACCCGUCUUCUUCAUCGCGCACAGCAUGGGCAACCUGCACGUCCUCUACUUCCUGCUGCAGCAGACGCAAGCCUGGAAAGACCAGUACAUUGGGGGCUUCAUCUCCAUGGGUGCACCCUGGGGAGGGUCCGUCAAGCCCCUGCAUGUCCUGGCAUCUGGUGACAACGAGGGCAUCCCGCUCAUGUCCAACAUCAAGCUGCGCAAGGAGCAGCGCAUGACCACCACCAACCCCUGGGCGUUCCCAACGAGCCUGGCCUGGCCUGAGAACCACAUCUUCAUCUCCACGCCCUUCUACAACUAUACCUACCGGGAUUUCCAGCGCUUCUUCACCGACGUCAACUUGGAGGACGGCUGGUACAUGUGGGAGGACAUGAAGGACUUGCUGAAGGGCUUACCGCCCCCCGGGGUGGACACGUAUUGCCUCUACGGCACAGGUCACCCCACCGUGGAGACGUACAUCUACGAUGAGAGUUUCCCUUACGAGGACCCUGUGGACGUGAUUUACGGCGACGGGGACGACAGCAUCAACAUCCGCAGCUUGGAGAUGUGCAAGCGAUGGCGCAGCCAGCAAAAGCAGAAGGUGUACGUCCAGGAGCUGCGAGGCAUCGGCCACUUUAACAUGGUCUUCAACAACCUGACACUCAGUUCCAUCAAUGAAAUCCUGCUGGGGAGCCUGCGGGAGCAGGGCGAGCUGGGACAGGCAAGAUCCAGCCUAGAGGCGGGGAGGAGAGGGAAGAUCCUGCCUGGACAGAAAGUCCUUAAGAAGCCCAAAAAGAAC
Molecule: messenger RNA, 1209 nt
Organism: Apaloderma vittatum (bar-tailed trogon)
Lineage: Eukaryota; Metazoa; Chordata; Aves; Trogoniformes; Trogonidae
Gene: LCAT
Product: lecithin-cholesterol acyltransferase
Exons: 5
Biological process (GO): lipid metabolic process
Molecular function (GO): phosphatidylcholine-sterol O-acyltransferase activity
Source: RefSeq, a predicted model, not a curated record